Molecule: messenger RNA, 2146 nt
Organism: Passer domesticus (house sparrow)
Lineage: Eukaryota; Metazoa; Chordata; Aves; Passeriformes; Passeridae
Gene: UNG
Product: uracil DNA glycosylase
Exons: 6
Coding region: 25-1032 (335 amino acids)
Biological process (GO): base-excision repair, AP site formation via deaminated base removal; base-excision repair
Cellular component (GO): mitochondrion; nucleus
Molecular function (GO): uracil DNA N-glycosylase activity
Source: RefSeq, a predicted model, not a curated record
CCUUGGGCGGGGCCUUGUGCAGCCAUGGCGGGACCUUGUGCAGCCAUGGCGGGUGCCGCCGUGACCGCGCUGCUCCGCCGGCCCGGGCUGCGCUCCCGCCUCGGGCUGCUGCACCGGCCCGGGCUGCGCUCCCGCUCCGCGCUGCUGCCCGGCUCCGCGCUGCACUCCCGCCCCGGGCUGCGGCCGCUGCCCUCCCGCACGCUCCGCAGCCCCCCCGCUUCCCGCUGCUUGCAGGCCAGCGCCGCCAAGAAGGCGAAGGAAGGCGGCGAUGGAGCGGGCCCGGCGCUGAGCGCGGAGCAGCAGGAGCGCAUCCGCAGGAACAAGGAGGCGGCGCGGCGGCUGCUGGCCGAGCGGAACGUGCCCCCGGGCUUCGGCGACAGCUGGCGGCGGCAGCUGGCCGGGGAGUUCUCCAAGCCCUACUUCGUGGAGCUGAUGGCGUUCGUGGCCGAGGAGAGGAAGCGCUACACGGUGUAUCCGCCCCCCGAGCAGGUCUUCACCUGGACGCAGAUGUGCGACAUCUGGGAUGUAAAGGUUGUUAUUUUGGGACAAGACCCAUACCAUGGACCUAAGCAAGCUCAUGGGCUCUGUUUCAGUGUCCAGAAACCUGUUCCACCUCCCCCCAGCUUGGAGAAUAUUUACAAGGAGCUCUCUGAGGACAUUGAGGGCUUCACCCACCCUGGCCAUGGGGACCUGACGGGCUGGGCCAAGCAAGGGGUGCUCCUGCUCAACGCGGUGCUGACGGUCCGGGCUCACCAGGCCACGUCCCACAAGGAGAGGGGCUGGGAGCAGUUCACAGAUGCUGUGGUGUCCUGGCUCAACAAGAACCUGCACGGGCUGGUCUUCAUGCUCUGGGGAGCCUAUGCCCAGAGGAAAGGCAGCUCCAUCGACAGGAAGCGUCACCACGUCCUGCAGACGGUUCAUCCCUCACCCCUCUCUGUCAACAGAGGGUUUUUUGGCUGCCGGCACUUCUCCAAGACUAAUGAAUUCCUCAAGAAGUCUGGGAAGAAGCCCAUCGACUGGACAGCACUCUGAGCUGGGGCUGAGGCUUGGGGCAUUUCUGAGAAACUCCUGCUGACCUGAGGGUUGUUCUUUGGUUGUUGAUCAAUGAGCAAAUGACCAAACUUCCAGAGAUGGUUAUAUUUUUGUUUUAAAUGUUUAUUUUUUGACAGCGUGUUUGAUGGAGAGCUCUGCUGCUGGAACAGAUCUUAGCCUGGUUUGAAGCAAAAAAAGACCCCAAGCACCAGGGUUCUGUAUUAAUUUGUGCUUGUUGUGGCAGUGGGAAUUUAUUUUUAGAUUCUAGUGAAGGGAUGUCAGUUCUUACUGAGCUGCUCAGCUUUUGUGCAUGCUCUGCUGCCUCCUUCCAAAAAAUCCAGUUUGCCUAUUUAGGGGGAAAUGGAGCUGUCUCCAUGGGAGGAAAAGGCUUUUGGUUUUAGCUUUUUGCUACAGAUUUAUUACAAAAAUAGCUUCUCAAGGCUGUAAAGAAAAUACAGGGUCAGGAGUUUUGCUUGGUGUAUCCAUGAUCUCAAGAUUGUGGGAUAAAUCCUCCCUUCAGCCACAGGGAGGCUGUGACCAAGACCCUUGGUAAUGCUUUUGAAUUUUUUGUUGGCAUUUAGACAGGAAAAUCAAAAGGUUUUAGGUUCUUCCUGGGUGUGGGAUCACCUGGGUGACAGGUGAGCUGUGCUGACCAAGGACCUGGGGGUACUUGCUGAUGGCAGCAGCGAAGGUUUCUUCAUUAACACCUCCCAAUUAAUGGAGUGAUAGUUGCAAAUUACUUCAGAUCUUUUUAAGAUCUUAAAAGAGGGAACUUUGUGCUUUGCCACCUUGGGAGCAAAUUAAAGUUUCCACUUACUGUUGGCAAUAACUGUUAGGAUUUCCAGGAGGAAGAGGUGUUGACUUCAUACUCCUGGAUUUCCAGCCCAUCUUUGACAUUGUAAUUCCUUUAAUGGAAGUGAAAAGCCCUUUUUAUUUUUCUCCUUGGAAAUUAACCAGUUUUUGUAGAAUAUCCUUGUAACCCUUCCUCUGGUGUUCUCUCUGAGCUAACACUAUCACCAAUGAGUUUACACUGUCUGUGCCCUUGCUGUAUAUGUUGUUUGCUUGGGUUUUUUUUUCCCAGUCUGUUUUUUAAAAUAAAAAAUGACUUUGUUUA